AUGGAUCCGCAGCAGCAGUACAUCGCACAAGUCAAGGAAGAAUACGAUGAGCUUGGCAUCUGGGUGCCGGUGAACGAAGAGCAAGAACCUGCUGAGAGCGUGGCCACUGCUGUCCCUAAAACUGAGCCGACUGAUCAAACCACAACCACCCACAACAAACCAAAGAAAGCCAAGAAGUCCAAGAAGGCCAAACGAACCGAUCCUCUGACCAAGAGAGAACAGCAUGUCCAGCGUCUCGAGGCGAUGAAUUCCCGGCUCCGCAAAGACCUCAGAGAGGUCCGCGACGGAACAAGAGUGCAGCAGAUGAAAGACCUCGAGAGUCAAGUCCUCUUGCUGCAAGAAGCCGUCGGACCAAACAAAGCUAGCAUCAUCAAGGACUUGAAGCUAGAAAAUCUGCAACUACAGAAGAAGGUCGAGAAUCUGCAGCGAGAGGUCAAGAACGCAGAGCGAGACGUUCGAGCUCACAACAACAGCAUUGAGAAUAGAGAGGAGAAGGUUGUGCUCAAAGGACGAGGCCACAAACUUGCGCAGGCAAAAGCCCAAAGCGAUCUAGCAGUCCGUAAUCUAAAGAAGCAACUGAAACAGGAGCAAAAGACCAGAAAGAGAGUGGAGGAUCGCUGGCGUCAGGCUGAGGCGCGCUUCGCACGCUUUACGGGUCCCGAGGGACAUGGGGCUGAGAUGACUGAAGAGUUGCUUAACGAAGAAGAGGUCAUCGAACAAAAUAUCGUCAAGGAUGAAGAGUCGAUGGUGGUUGAGUGA
Messenger RNA from Alternaria ethzedia, 759 nucleotides. RefSeq lists its product as uncharacterized. NCBI's taxonomy places the organism in Eukaryota, Fungi, Ascomycota, Dothideomycetes, Pleosporales, Pleosporaceae. The transcript has 2 exons. The coding region runs from base 1 to 759 and encodes 252 amino acids. The record is from RefSeq and is a predicted model, not a curated record.